UGUGUUUGUUGUGUAGGUGCUGGAGCUGAUCUGUACCAGAGAGUCUGGCGCCGUGUUCGAGGCCGGCGGUCUGAACUGCGUGCUGAGCUUCAUCCGAGACAGCGGCCAUCUUGUUCACAAAGACACGCUGCACUCGGCCAUGGCCGUCGUGUCCCGACUCUGCAGCAAGAUGGAGCCGCAGGACUCGUCUCUGGAGACCUGCGUCGAGUCUCUGUCCAGCCUCCUCAAACACGAAGACCACCAGGUAUCAGACGGCGCUCUGCGCUGCUUCGCCUCGUUAGCCGACAGGUUCACCCGCCGCGGCGUGGACCCCGCACCUUUAGCCAAACACGGGCUGACGGAGGAGCUGCUGUCCCGCAUGGCGGCCGCCGGCGGCACCGUGUCUGGCCCAGCCUCUUCCUGUAAACCCGGGCGAACCUCCACGGGCGCCGCCCCCUCGGCGCCGGACUCCAAACUGAGCAACCAGGUGUCGACCAUCGUGAGCCUGCUGUCCACGCUGUGCAGAGGGUCGCCGCUCGUCACUCACGACCUUCUGCGUUCGGCGCUGCCCGACUCGAUGGAGUCCGCCCUGGGCGGAGACGAGCGCUGCGUGCUGGACACCAUGCGCCUGGUGGACCUGCUGCUCGUGCUCCUGUUCGAGGGACGCAAGGCGCUGCCCAAGUCCACGGCGGGGUCGACGGGUCGGAUCCCCGGCCUGCGGCGCCUCGACAGCUCGGGGGAGAGGUCCCACCGCCAGCUCAUCGACUGCAUCCGCAGCAAGGACACGGACGCUCUGAUCGACGCCAUCGACACCGGAG
Messenger RNA from Etheostoma cragini (Arkansas darter), 797 nucleotides. Its product is annotated as E3 ubiquitin-protein ligase HECTD1-like. The annotation marks the transcript as partial. NCBI's taxonomy places the organism in Eukaryota, Metazoa, Chordata, Actinopteri, Perciformes, Percidae. Gene Ontology annotation, biological process: anatomical structure development; proteasome-mediated ubiquitin-dependent protein catabolic process; protein K63-linked ubiquitination. The transcript is spliced from 3 exons. The record is from RefSeq and is a predicted model, not a curated record. Gene Ontology annotation, molecular function: ubiquitin protein ligase activity. Gene Ontology annotation, cellular component: nuclear speck.